Molecule: messenger RNA, 6452 nt
Organism: Oncorhynchus kisutch (coho salmon)
Lineage: Eukaryota; Metazoa; Chordata; Actinopteri; Salmoniformes; Salmonidae
Gene: kctd14
Product: potassium channel tetramerization domain containing 14
Exons: 5
Coding region: 147-875 (242 amino acids)
Biological process (GO): protein homooligomerization
Molecular function (GO): protein binding
Source: RefSeq, a predicted model, not a curated record
AAUCACUUUUCACGUGCAUUAAACUCCUCCUACAUGGUGAACCGGGCCAUCUUAAUCGAAUCCCCUCACUUGCUGUUCCUCGAGCUUGUUCGAGCGAGACGUGUUGACAUCAUCCAAAACAUUUCCCACAACAGUGAGGAAAGAAAAUGAGUCUUCCAGACUCCAGAUCGCCGGGCAAACAGUCUUCUCCGGGGCUACAGAGUUGUUCUGUAGUGCAGCUGAAUGUGGGUGGUCAUGUGUUCACCACAUCUCUGUCUACGCUGCGUAAACACCCUGACUCCCAGCUGGCCUUCAUGUUCAGUAGUGGUCAGCAAUCCAAACUGCCCACUGACGCCAAGGGACGCUACUUCAUCGACCGCGACGGGACGCACUUCGGAGCCAUUCUUCAGUUCCUACGCACCCAGCGCCUGCCCACAGAGAGUGUUCUGGAGGUUUACCAGGAGGCGCUCCACUAUGACGUCAGAACCUUGGUGAAGCAGCUGCAGGACUCAGCCCAGCUGUUUGGCGAAACAGUGGGGAGGCAGCAGUUCAUCUCCAGGGUCCCCAACUAUUUGGAGAACCUGGAGGUGUUGGUGAGAGUGGCCCGAGCAGAAGCCAUCGCAGCCCGUCACUCUGCUGUCAUCGUUUGUGUUCUGAGGACCGAGGAGGACCUGGGUCGCUAUGACCAUGCCGUCAACAACCUGGAGGAACAGGAAGUGGUGCGGUUCGGACCGUGGAAGGCCCCUCCGACUGCCAUUGACCUGUUGGACUGCAUCAAGAUGGAUGUAGAGGCCAGGGGAUACAAAGUGAGAUACGAGCCUCACAGCUCUGACAGAGGCUUUUUGUUCAAGACCAAUGAUGGCUUCCUGUACAAACUCAUCUUCACUUGGUGGUAACAAAAUGACAAGUGUGUGGUGUAGAACAUCUAUGGCGGCCUUCUGAUUCUCUACCCUUCUCCAGAAGUGUGCACUCCCCCUCAUGCAUUUAAAACCAUUUGAUUUGUGUUAACAAGUCUGGAAGGUCUUUCCAGCAUAUUUAUUACACCAGUCCGUUCCUUUUAAAUCCACGAGGGGGACUGUAUUAGUGCUCACUUCACCCUUCACGUUCCCAGACAGAGACGUGCACAGAGAUCCUAUUAUAUUAGAAUCUAUUUAGAAAAUAAUUGGAUCAUAUUGAAGUUCUAAUGUGUCAUUCUAUGGAGGUGUGUGUGUGUGUGUGUGUGUGUGUAUAUGUAUAGAUGUACGCUCCCCUAUGUAUUUAUUUGGACAGUGAAGCUAAAACGUUUAAUUGGGAUCUAUACUCCAGCAUUUGGAUUUGAGAUCAAAUGUUUUAUAUGAGGCGACAGUACAGACUGUCACCUUUUUAUUUGAGGGUAUUUUCAUACAUAUUUACUGUUUUAUCUAAUUCCCCCCCCCCCCCAUUUGAAGGUGUGUAACACUGGUUAACCCUAUCAAUCCCGAGACCCCAGCAAAAAUCAGCAUGUCAAACCAAAAACUGUUUUUUCAAAAUGUUUGCUAAUUUAUAAUACAAAAAAACUACAGCAAUAUCACAUUUACAUAAGUAUUCUGACUCUUUACUCAGUACUUUGUUGAAGCACCUUUGGCAGCCUUGAGUCUUAUUGUGUAUGACUCUACAAGCUUGGCACACCUGUAUUUGGGGAGUUUCUCUCAUUCUUCUCUGCAGAUGCUCUCAAGCUCUGUCAGGUUGGAUGGGGACUGUCGCUGCACAGCAAUUUUUAGGUCUCUCCAGAGCUGUUCAAGUCCAGGCUCUGGCUGGGCCACUCAAGGACAUUCAGAGACUUGUCCCGAAGCCACUCCUGCGUUGUCUUGGCUGUGUGCUUAGGAUUGUUGUCCUGGUGAAUAUUCACCCCAGUCGGAUGUCCUGAAUAGUCUGGAGCAGGUUUUCAUCAAGGAUCUCUCUCGCUACUUUGCUUCGUUCAUCUUUGCCUCGAUCCUGACUAGUCUCCCAGUCCCUGACGUUGUAAAAACCCUCCACAGCAUGAUGCUGCCUCCACCAUGCUUCACCCUAGGGAUGGUCCCAGUUUCCUCCAGAUGUGAUGCUUGACAUUUAGGCCAAAGAGCUCAAUCUUGAUUUCAUCAGACCAGAGAAUCUUGUUUCUCAUGGUCUGAGAGUCUAUAGGUGCCUUUUGGCAAACUCCAAGAGGGCUGUCAUGUGCCUUUUACUGAGGAAUGGCUUCCGUCGGGCCACUCUACCAUAAAGGCCUGCUUGGUGGAGUGCUGCAGAGAUGGUUGUCCUUCUGGAAGGUUCUCCCAUCUCCACAGAGAAACUCUGGAGCUCUGUCAGGGUCAACCAUCGGGUUCUUGGUCACCUCUCUGACCAAGGCCCUUGUCCCCGAUUGCUAAGGUUUGCCCGGCGGCCAGCUCUAGGAAGAGUCUUGGUUGUUCCAAACUUCUUCCAUUAAAUAAUGGAGGCCACUGUGUUCUUGGGGACCUUCAAUGCUGCAGACAUUUCUUGGUAUCCUUUCUCAGAUCUGUGCCUAGACACAAUCAUGUCUCGGGGCUCUACGGACAAUUCCUUUGACCUCAUGGCAUGGUUUUUGCUCUGACAUGCACUGUCAACUGUGUAACCUUUUAUAUAGAUGGGUAUGUGUCUUUCCCAAUCAUGUCCACUCAAUUUAAUUUACCACAGGUGGACUCCAAUCAAGUUGAAUAAACAUCAAGGGUGACCAAUGGAAACAGGAUGCACUAAUUUCGAUUCUCAUAGCAAAGGGUCUGAAUACUUAUGUAAAUACGUUUUUAAAUGAUUUUAUACAAUUGCUAAACAUUUCUCAACCUGUUUUCGCUUCGUCAUUAUUGGUUAUUGUUUGUUGCGGAGGAUAAUUUUUCUUAAAUCCAUUUUAGUCUGUAACGUAGCAAAAUGUAAACAAGUAAAGGGAUCUGAAUACUUUCCAAAGGCACUCUAUAUUUACCCUCACAAUGAAGUGUUUUACAAUUAUUAUUUUUGUCCUGGGGGGGACCACCAAGGUUACAAGUAGGACACAACAAAAUUUGCUUUCAUGAGUUUAUUGACAAAUGUCAAUUAAAGUAUCAACCCGAUAAAUUUUAUUGAUAUGAAUGCUGUAAUUAGUGACGGUGACAACUCUGGAGUUUGGAGUUUGCGACAUCAACUAUCUGAGCUUAUUAUAGACAUUGUGUCCUGGGGUUUCUUAUGAUCUUCUAUGUAGAAUGAUCCCUUACCUUCUAACUGGUGGUGUAAAGUACUUAAGUAAAAAUACUUGAAAGUACUACUUAAAUAGUUUAGGGGUGUCUCUACUUUACUAUUGUUACGGUUUUCUAGGUGUGAAUCUUAUGAUUCAUGUUUAAUGACAAACACACUAAACACAAACACUACAAAACAAUAAACGUAAUGAAAACUGAAACAGCCUAUACUUGUGUAAACUAACACAGAACAAGGACUUCAGGACACUAAGGACAAUCACCCACGACAAACUCAAAGAAUAUGGCUGCCUAAAUAUGGUUCCCAAUCAGAGACAACGAUAAACACCUGCCUCUGAUUGAGAACCACUCCAGACAGCCAUAGACUUUGCUAGAUAACCCCACUAGCUACAAUCCCAAUACAUACACACCAAAACCCCAAGACAAAACACACCACAAUACAAAAACCCCAUGCCACACCCUGGCCUGACCCAAUACAUGAAGAAAAACACAAAAUACUUAGACCAGGGCUUGACAACUAUUUAUAUUUUUGAUAACUUUUGCUUUACUACAUUCCUAAAGAAAAUGAUGUACUUUUUACUUCAUACAUUUUCCCUGACACCCAAAUGUACUCGUUACAUUUUGAAUGCUUAGCAGGACAGGAAAAUUGCCUAAUUUACACACUUAUCAAAAGAACAUCCCUACUGACCCUGAUCUGUCAUUCUCACUAAACGCAUGCUUCGUUUGUAAAUGAUGUCUGAGUGUUGGAGCAUGCCCCUCGCUAUCCGUAAAAUAAAAUAACUGGAAAAUGAUGCCAUCUGGUUUGCUUUAUGUAAGGAAUUUGAAAUUAUUUAUACUUUUGAUACUUGAGUAAAAUUAUUUGGUUUUAAAUAUACUUAAGUAGUAUUUUACUGGGUAACUUUUACUUGAGUAAUUUUCUAUUAAGGUAUCUUUACUUUUACACAAGUAUGACAAUUGGGUUCUUUUCCCACCACUGCUUCUAAUGACUCUUGUGUAGGUUGUGAGAGUCAUAGAGCAAGACGUUGGUUGUUGCUCUAACCAUCCGGGCACUUGUCUCACAAACACAGCUGUUGCUCAGCCAUUCAUGACAUCAGUGGAAUGGAACUUUGCUGAAAUACUUAGGCCAGGAUUCAAGACGAUUUCACCCAAUUUCGUCUAUGCACCAUUUUUACAGGCAAUGUUACCCUUGUUGCAAAGAUCGCAUUCAAAGUAAACGCUGCAGUUAUUGGCUCAAUCCUUUAAAUGUCAAAUGUGCUACAAUGCGGCUGAAUGCCUUAGCCAUUGUUCAGCUGGAACUUGUAUUGUUGCUAUCACAGUAACUAACCCCUGACACCAUACACACAACAGAAUGUGUAUCAUGAUGAGUAACCUUGCUUGGGACCUUGUGGUAGACUGUUUUAGAGAGACCUGGGUUAAAUCUAGUCUGUCCUCAGAUGGGUCUAGAAGCGCCACAGAGGCUGUUUGGUCAUUUGGUGAACCACACUGGCAUGUGGAUUUUUAUCUUGUGUGAGACCAGAAGACUUGUGUUAGCUCCCCCGAGAUACAAACAGAUUACACCCUGGAACUGUUUUGUGGUUGUGGCCUGCGCAUAACAGCAGGAGUUGGCAUCGAGGAUAAAAUGCCAACAGCUCUCCAUUUGCCAGUUCACAUCCACCAGAUAUAAUCCAUUUAGACCAAGGAUUCAAACCAGCAACCCCCUGGUUGUUGGCCCGCCCCUCUAACCUCUAGGCUACAUGCAGCACCGUAGUUCAGCAAACGAUUUUUGCACUUACCUGAUCAACAUGGUCCAGUUUUCUGAAUGGCUGAACUGCGGACUCUCAAAUGUCAAACAUGCAUCAGCAUAGAGACCCACUCUGACUCUGUCAUCAGUCAGCCCAGAUCAUGGAUUGUAAAAAAACUGAACGAUGGUGCCAAAAAAGUUAGGCUCAGAAAAAGGCUCUUGAAGUAGACGCUGCUAAAUGUGUGAAAUUAACCGACUUACUUUCUAAAAGUUCUGGUUCUGCUGGUGUGAAUGUUUUCUCAGCUACUGCUGAGAAAACGGACAACGACACACACACUGACAGAUUUAGCUUACUGCUGCCAUUUACAGUUUGCCUGUAUAUCGUAUGCUAAUUAUUUCGAUAAAAAGCAGUAGCACUGUAUUUAAUCCAGUUUCAAAUACAAGUCAUGUAUUACAAUGAAACACUGAAUUAAUGCAUAAUAAUUGAUAAAUCAUAUUUUAAAGGUCAAUCCGGGGACUGUAUUUUAAUAGUUUUAUCUGUUUAUUUGCGUCUGAAUUUGUCUCGCCAGCCAGCCAGUGGGUCUUAGUUUAUGAUCUGGCAGAGGGAGAGACUGACAGAUCCUUAAUGUAGCCAUUGAAUGUAUUAUACAGCCAAAACAUUAAGGAACUGUCCCUCUCUUGACGUAAAGGCUCCUGCCUUCAUAAAAUCAUUCAUAACCCCUUCAUGAAUAUUGCAGUAUCAUUCAUAAUAACCUUCAUACCAAAUUAAUACCCGAUGAAGAUCCUUUCAGGAUCAAAACAUUAUUUGUUUGUGAAUAAAGGUACCUCGUGGAGCUUAUGCGUGUGCGGGCUCUAUUUAAUACAGCAUCAAUCGCAUGUCAUUUAAAACAAAAGUUCUGUUUUCAUUACAGUAUUGAUAUUAUUAUCACGUAAUUUUUAUAGUAGAAAUAUCUGGUGGGAUUGAGCUGGGUGGUGUUACUCACUAGGUUUAGUUCUGCGUCAUCCAGAUCUGGGUUAAAAUAGUAUUUGAAAUCUUUCCAAUAAUUUGAGUGUUUACUUGAGCCUGCCUGAUGUGCCAGAUUGAUGGGUUUUGCAAUUUUGGGACUAUUCCAUGUCCAUCAAAAUAAGGGAAAGAAUACAUAGAAAUAUUGAUUUUGGUAAGUUUAAUACAUGAUUGGUUGAAGUUAUUCAUAAACAAUUGCUACUCCCCUGAUAACGUAAUACCCCCCUGAUGACAUAAUAAGCAGAAAAGUUACGGUAACUUGUCAAUUUAUUAUGUUAUCGGUUCUAUUCUGUGUUACGUUCUGAUUUUAUUUAGAAAAUGUAUGUCAUGAAUAGUUUCAUAAAGGUUUUAUGAAUGCCAAUAUAAUCAAGUACAGUUACCUGUGUGUGUGCAUUUCAAUGUACUUUUUAAUGUCUACUAUAUGUAUGAGUAUUAAAUUACUUUUGGUGUCUGUCUGUGCAUGUGUGUACAAUUCGAUGUGUGCUUGUGAGCAGGGUUGUGUGCUUGUGAGCAGGGUUGUGGAGUAACUGUAGUCUGAUAAAUAAAAACACUUGAAUAAGUAACAUUACACAUA